Molecule: messenger RNA, 1548 nt
Organism: Carassius auratus (goldfish)
Lineage: Eukaryota; Metazoa; Chordata; Actinopteri; Cypriniformes; Cyprinidae
Gene: srpx2
Product: sushi-repeat containing protein X-linked 2
Exons: 10
Coding region: 164-1546 (460 amino acids)
Biological process (GO): positive regulation of cell migration involved in sprouting angiogenesis; positive regulation of synapse assembly; cell-cell adhesion
Molecular function (GO): signaling receptor binding
Source: RefSeq, a predicted model, not a curated record
AAUAGACACCAGUCGUUUGAAGGCUGCGUGGGAUUCACUGCUUGGGACUAAACUCUGUCAAGAUUUUGCUAUCCGAACUAUUACUUUGGAAAUAGCAGCAUAUACUUCAAGUAAAAAAUCAGCUUCUAACAUUUAUAGCCAUUUCCGUCUGACACCAAAUGCAAUGAUCAGAUUUAUUGUACUUUUUGUUGAGUGGUGCAUCAUUUGUCAGUCUCUGGGUGAUUACACUGAGGGCUCAGCGUCUUCUCACCAUGACACCAAUGAAGUUGUACAUGAGGACGAGAUUCACUACACCCCUCAGUUGGACUACAAACAUCCGCAGUGGUGCAAUAUACUAAAGCUGUCCAAUGGGGAAGUGUCCUGUUCUUCUCCUCGAGGCGGACACCACCGGGGCUCGCUUGGAACUCGCUGUUCGCUCUCCUGUGUUCGAGGAUAUAAACGGCUGGGACAAUCAUCUGUGCAGUGCAUGCCAAAUCGCCGCUGGUCUGGAUCCGCUAUUUGUCGAAAGAUACGCUGCCAUGUUCUGCCUCUGAUUGACUACGGUAUGUACAGUUGCUCUCGUGGUUUCGUGGUAGACUCCAGGUGUGACUACACCUGUUAUGAAGGCUACCAGAUUGAGGGAGAUCGCUACCGGAUGUGCCAAGAAGAGGGAACAUGGAGUGGCACUGAACCGACGUGUGCAGAUCAUGACCCCCCCAAACUGAAAUGUCCUUUGUCCAGAGUGAAGGUAGCAGAACCAGGAAAACUAACUGCCAUGGUUUCAUGGGAUCGUCCUGUUGCUAAAGAUACCGCUGACAGAGCACUUCAGGUCUUGCGAAAUGGGCUGGAGUCUGGAUCUGACUUUCCUGAAGGAAUACAUGUAAUACGAUAUAGAGUCUCUGACCAGGCUCGCAACACAGCCACAUGCAAGUUUACAGUGCAUGUUGAAGUGAGACGAUGCCCAAAGCUAAAGCCGCCUAUGCAUGGCUAUCUGACAUGCUCAUCGGAUGGCAAUAAUUAUGGGGCUGUAUGUGAAUACCACUGUGAUCCCGGCUUCGAAAGGACAGGUUUUGCAACACGUGUUUGUCAGCUCAAUCGCAGCUGGUCUGAUGAUGCCGCUCAGUGUAUAUUAAUGGCUAUUAAAACAGAUGUCAGGUCUGCUGGUGCUCUGCUUGACCAGUUUUAUGAAAAGAGAAGGCUUCUUGUUGUGUCUACUCCAGAAAACGCUAACCAGAAGUACAGGCUUCAGAAUAUUAUGCUGCAGAAAGCUGAGUGUGGUCUGGAUCUGCGACAUGUGACAGUGAUCGAGCUGUUAGGAACUUACCCUCGUGCAGUGGGCCGCAUCAAAGAACAACGACUAGAUCCUGAAGUCAUAGAGGGUCUUAGACAGGCACUGUAUAUAUCUACGGCAUAUUUCACCAUGGUGCUGCUGGAUGAGUUUGGUGUGGAUCGGGAGCGCUUUGUCAACCCCACCACCUCUGAUGAGCUCUACACGUAUGUGGAUGAGUUUCUCCUCACAGAGGAGGAGCUGGAGAGACUGGAAAUGAACAGGGACUUCUGUGACUGACC